ACAUCCCAUCGUCGGCUCGGUCGAUUCGAAGCCGCGGACAUCUCGUCGUCCCUUAACCUCGCGCGCUCUAGGGGCCGGAGCUCGUGCCACCGAUCGGGCGCAGUUGGUGGUGUCGGUGUGUCGUCGGUGUUGGGAUCUCGGGGCGGCCGACCGAGCCCGUGCAUCUUCUCGAGGAGGAGCGGCACUUUCGAGGACACGGCUUUAAUGUACGUAUCCAGCGUCAGAGGCAACGAUGAAGCUCACCCAGAGGUGCUUCGGCAACAUCGCCAAAAUGCUCGACUUCUACUCGCAGUUCAACCCCUCGCCCCUUUCGAUCAAGCAGUUCAUCGACUUUGGACUUAGUGCGUGCGAGAGAAAAUCUUUCAUCUUCUUACGGAAGGAACUUCCAGUGCGCCUGGCCAACAUUAUGAAGGAGAUACAUUUGUUACCGGAAAAUCUCCUACGAAUGCGGAGCGUGGAAAUUGUCAAUGAUCUCUAUGCAACGUCAUUCGAAGAAAUUAUUCUUUUCGAAAAGGCCGACGUGAAUGAAAAUACUUUGGAUAGAUUUUGUCAAGCUUUAGUGAAGAUCAGAAAUAGACACACGGACGUCGUGCAAACGAUGGCUCAGGGGGUUUUGGAGUUAAAGGAAUCUCACGAUGUCGAUGUACAGACGGAAAACAGCAUCCAAUAUUUUCUCGACCGAUUUUACAUGUCUCGUAUUUCAAUAAGAAUGCUCAUUAAUCAGCAUACUUUGCUGUUUGGCGGAGUUCUAGAUUGCCACAACCGACAUAUCGGAUGCAUAGAUCCCUACUGUGACGUCAUCAGCGUCGUCAAGGAUGCCUACGAAAAUGCACGAUUCUUGUGCGAUCAGUACUAUAUGGCAAGCCCCGAACUUGUAUUUAAUCAGCAUAAUGAGAUGGAACAGGGAAACGAGACGAAGAUAGUAUAUGUGCCAAGCCACUUAUACCAUAUGCUCUUUGAACUUUUCAAAAAUAGCAUGAGAGCAGUAAUGGAACACUGCGGUUCCGAUGCCGACAAAUAUCCAGGUUUGAAGGUCACUGUCGUUCGCGGGAAAGAGGACAUAUGCGUCAAGAUGUCCGACAAAGGUGGCGGUAUUCCUCGCUCGCAGACGGACAAUUUAUUCAAGUACAUGUACAGCACUGCACCUCAGCCCAGUAAAUCCGACGCCCACACGGUGCCGCUCGCCGGAUACGGUUAUGGUCUUCCAAUAUCACGACUCUAUGCCCGAUAUUUCCAUGGGGAUUUGAUUCUGCUGAGCUGUGAAGGCUACGGGACCGACGCCAUUAUUUACCUCAAGGCAUUGUCGAACGAAGCCAACGAACUACUACCCAUAUUCAACAAAACAUCGUCAAAGUUCUACAGAGCAUUACCUUCCAACGCCGACUGGAGCAGUCAGUGUGGCAACAGCAUGGCAACCAGGCAAUUGCCAAUGAACCAAAAGCAAGGCCACCGGCUGCCCAAUGGUUUACAAGCGACUCAAUGCUAGCAGAACGCCAGCGAUAUGGUUGUUCAUCCAGAAUCGUUAGACUGACUGAAGCGUUUAUUUAUAACCUUGUAUUUACACCAUUUUUUUUUUG
Messenger RNA from Ceratosolen solmsi marchali, 1577 nucleotides. RefSeq names its product pyruvate dehydrogenase kinase (gene Pdk). The record is from RefSeq and is a predicted model, not a curated record. The transcript is spliced from 7 exons. Gene Ontology annotation, molecular function: pyruvate dehydrogenase (acetyl-transferring) kinase activity. Gene Ontology annotation, biological process: regulation of glucose metabolic process; protein phosphorylation. The coding region runs from base 233 to 1486 and encodes 417 amino acids. Gene Ontology annotation, cellular component: mitochondrion. Lineage: Eukaryota; Metazoa; Arthropoda; Insecta; Hymenoptera; Agaonidae.